Messenger RNA from Onychostruthus taczanowskii (white-rumped snowfinch), 4104 nucleotides. RefSeq names its product translation initiation factor IF-2-like. The coding region runs from base 75 to 533 and encodes 152 amino acids. NCBI's taxonomy places the organism in Eukaryota, Metazoa, Chordata, Aves, Passeriformes, Passeridae. The transcript is spliced from 3 exons. The record is from RefSeq and is a predicted model, not a curated record.
CUAAGCCCUACCUACGGGACUGAGCCCGGUUCGGUUCGGGCUUGGCAGGAGGCAGGAGCCGAGGAAGCGACAGGAUGACACCGGGAGCGCUUCAGGCCGCCCGAGGAGGGUCCCCAAACCUGUGCUUUGGGAUCCUUGAGCCGUACAGACGGACACGACCCCGCCGCCCUCACCGAGCCGCUCCCGCCGCCUACAACAUGGCUCCUCCCACCUCACGCCCUCCCCGUGGGCGCCGCCAUCUUGCUCGCUCACAUGACCCAGGACCUUCAGAGGCCGCCUGUGAUUGGACCGUUGGCCGCCGGCCCAGUAUGGCGGCCGCCGAUUGGCCGCGGGCCGGCGGGCGGGGUCCGGCGCUGGUUGCCGGGGCGGCGGAUGGCGGCGGCGGCUCCUCGAUGGCGGCGGGGCUGAGCGCGGAUCCUGCACCGGCGGCCGGGACGCGGGGACUCCCCCUUCGGUGCGGGGAGGCCCAGUCCUCGGGAAAAAGGGGGAGAGAGAGAGAGGCUGAUACUGAAGCCAACCAGCUGCGCUUCUGAGUGGGAAACUCCGGACUGAUCUCAUGGCUUGCUUUUUAUUUCAUUAAUACUUCAUUAUCUCUGAAAAUGAACCUUUUGUGAAGCUCUUCUCCUAACUCUCCUUAUUCCUCUUUCACGAGGUGGCUGCUGCUGUGCGAGGGAAGGAAUGGCAUGAAGUAAAUGACUCCAGUAUAAAAAGCAAUCUGCUUUGCCCAAGUGCCCAGUGGGCAGCACUGUCACUUUAAUAAUUCCAGGUCAAGGGAUUGCUUUCCUCGUUUUCAAUCCUCUCUUUUAAUACAUGGGAGGAUCAGAGGGACAUUAAAGACCGUAAGGCUGGGUGGCUUGCAGAUAAUAAAAAUGAAAGUGUCUGCCCAGUGACUUCUGUUGGGUAAGAGGGUGAUGUUUGAAGGCUCUUGUCUGGUGAGGAAAAAGGGAUCUUUUCAGUCUGCUGUGUAGUCACCUAAUACAUAGCUAGCAAAAUUAAUUCAAGAAGUGAAAGAGCUUAAAGAGGCGCUUUGGAUUGUUUUUGUCUUCCUCCUUAUUUGGAUUACUUGGGCGUUUUUGUCCUGCAAAUAAUAUGAUUUUGAGCAUGUACAGGUGGAGUAUUGAGACAGCUGCGUAGAGAUGGACUGUGCCUUAAUUGUAUUGCAUAAAAUCUUUUAAUUUUCAAACUUUGCUGCCAGAAGAGGAGUUAUAAUAAGGUUUUAUAUUGCCAAGGAACGUUUGCUCUUGUAUUUUUAUAGAGUCAAAUAUAUUUUAAAGAAAUUGAAAGAAUCUCUUUAAAAAGAAUCAAAAAGCUUCUUUCCCCCCCCUUUUAUUUUUUCUUUUUUGUGGAGAGCAUCGCAAGUCCAACCCAAGGGAACAGCAAGUAUUCAUAGAAAUGAAGAUUGAAGCUGCAUUUCCUUACUGAACUGUAAAAGUGUUCUGCAAUAGUCAGUUCCUGACCUUGCAGAGUGUUCCAGUAGUACUUCGUUAGUACCUGUAAAUAAGUGCUUGCAACCAGAUUCAGAAGUAGGAAGAAGAAUGCCAGUCAAGAAGAAAGGUGGGCUAUGAAGCUUCAUAUCUCAUAUUGCAUCUUCAUUGUGUUAGAUUGUUGAUUUCUAGUACUUAACCAUUUCAAAUUAAAAAUGCUUUAAUGGGGAAUGGAAAUCGUUUUUCUUUUGCACUGAAAAUGGGAGAAAAAUCUGUGCACUUACAAUAAUAAUUUUUAAAAGUAACUUUAUGCUGUGUUUUAAGAUUUACGUCAAAUUUGGCCUCAAAUGUUUUUUUUGUAAAAAUCAGCUGUUCGAGAUUUUGAGCAGCCACCAAGAGAAAAGCUUGAUAUUUAAUUCUGUGAGAAGUCUCUCUUACAAACGCUAAUAAAUUUGAAAACCAUAGUUUAAUCUGUUAUCUAUUUGUGACAUGUUUGGCGGAUAAACAUCAGCUAUCAGUAGCAGCAUAAAUAAAUAACAAAGUUUCAAGGCUGAUUUUAAAACCAAGUUAUGAGAGCUGUGUUUUGAAGGUGAUUUGAACGUGAUUUUUUUUUAAAUGUGAUGUUAAUUAGCUUGAAUUUCCUUGCUUUGGUACAAUAUAAAACUACUGUCUUUAAGGCUGUAGUAUGGCAACAUUUAAGAAAAGACAAACAGCCUUACAUUUGGCCUCUUCUCACCUCAAGUUUGUGUUUGCAGCUUUGGAAAAUGUGACUUCCAGUGUUCAGACAACAAUUGGGAAGUAUAUGAAGGCAAAUUCUUACUCUGAAAAUACUUGCAGACCUUAGGUUAUUUCUGGUUUCUUGCAAAUUGGACACAGAUUUAAAGUUUCUGAAUAUGCUAAUAGAGUAAGGGUGAUGGGAACCUUUUUUUAUUCAGCUUAUCUAUCCAGUUGUGCCUGGGUCUAAUAUAUCCUUGGAUCUGAUGAUACAAAAUGUGGGGGAAAGGGCAAAAAGUGAAUGUUGCAAACAGAAAUGAGGAUGUAAUUUAUGUGGCUUUGGAUUCUCUUCCGUGUAGGAAUAAUCCUUCAUUAGUUAUGAGUUAACAUUUACUAUAUAAAUAAUGAUAAACACACAGAUUGCUAGAAUUAUUUUCAUUAAAAAACAAUAAAUGCGAUUUUGUGAUUGUGUUUUAAAAAAAUGACAGUGUAGAAAUGAAAUUUCCAACUUGAAAUAUUUUAAUGGAUGGCCUUGUCAUUCAUGGAAUCGCUUGCCAUUAUGUGUAGUAAAGGUGGAAACGUGUGUGGAGUUCUGUUCUUAAUUCAUCCUGCUGUGCUGUAAAAGUGUCGCCCUGAUGUACUGGGAGGCUUCUGUAUCCUGUCUGUUUACAGAAGGAAAACUGAAGCUUUUCAUUGUUCAGUUUUAAUCCUGAUUUAGGUGAUUUACACUGAGGAUGUUUCUGUGCCAGAUGUUCAGCUGUAAUUCAGUUUCUGAAUACUUGCUGCAGGACUUUAGGGGUGAAAUCUUAGAAGCUCCUUUGUGCAGAAGUGAGAUUGGCAAUCACAGCAGUCCCUUCUGGCCUUAAAAAUCUCUGAAUUUCCUGUUUGUUUCCAGGCAGUUGGGGUCAGUCUUAGUGUACACCAAGGCUUGAGUUCUUUGGUGUUACAAGGAUGUGUGUUUUGGCAACAUUAAAAUAUAAAGUCAAGAGACCCAAAUGUCCCCCUUGAAAUACUUUAAAUUGUCACACCAAUCAGCGUACUGAAGUUGCCAGUGUGAAUGUAUUUGAUUAUUAAAAGGGUAUUGUUAAGAAUGUAUUUUAAGCAUGUAAAUUGCAGGAUUAAAAGUGUUGGCGAAUCAGCAACUUCAUUGUGAUUUUGAACGACUUAAUUUGUCUAGUUCAUGCAAUACACUUUAACUUUCUAAAUGUAAUUAAAAGCAUGCUGGCAACUCAAAACAUUCUACCGUUUUUAAAAAGAUUGCUAUUUUUUGAAGUAAUGCCUGUUAAUUCUAUGAAUGUUAGGGGGAUUGAGGGAAUUCUUCCAUGUUUGGUUUUUGGGUUUUUUUCCCAUUUAUUUGCUUUAUGAUUUGGCAGCAGUUUGUGGCUAACUAGUUUAGUAUUUCUGAUGAUGACUUAUUUUCCUUUUCUGGGGAAAAUUUGGGAGUUCAUGUUUGCUGUCCUUCCCAUCGAGGGCAUCUGUAGAAAUCUCAGUGGGAUACUCUCUUGUAGGCUGUGCAGAAGUGUUUCAGUAUCAGCAUUGAGGACAGGAUUAUCCCUCUGCUUGUCAGCACUUCUUUCUGCAUUGCUAUUUUGGAUUUGAUUAAAAUAUUCUCCUAAAAUCAGUAUGGAGACAGAGAAACCUGUGAAACAAGCUUUAAAACAUACUGAUCACUGGAAGUUGUUACCAAGAACUGUUUUUCUUUGGCAGUGGCUGGUUGUGGGUCUUCCUAAAGAAAAAUUGAAGCAUUUUGGGAAUUUACCUUUGAAAUAGCUUCACAUUUCACAUAGCUUUGCACCUCAGUUACACUUCACCUUACUGCGUGGUGUGAUGCCUGCUAUCUUGCUUUUAAAAGUCCAGACCUGUAUAGUUAGGAAGAAAAUAGUUUGCUUAAUAAUAAAAAUCAUAUAACUUAUAGGAAACUGUAAUUUCUUAUGGGUGCGGGGAAAAAAUAAAAAAAAGGCUUGGU